Molecule: messenger RNA, 344 nt
Organism: Lolium rigidum
Lineage: Eukaryota; Viridiplantae; Streptophyta; Magnoliopsida; Poales; Poaceae
Exons: 1
Coding region: 69-344 (91 amino acids)
Source: RefSeq, a predicted model, not a curated record
CAGAAGGCAGCUGCAAGAUUAGCCACCGAUUCCACCCCGAUCCCCCCUUUCGUUCUGUUCUUGAUCGGAUGGCAGCCAUGGACGGCGGCGACAACGACGGCGGCGGGAUCCUGACCUUCGAGAAGCUGGAGAGGUACGCGAUCUGGGUUGGCGGGAGCGUGGCCGCGGCAUUCUUUACCUCCAUGGAGCGGUGCUCCUGCAUCCACCUUCACACCGUGGACGACGACGGCGACGAUGACCCCGAGGAGGCCAAGGACCGCCCCCUCAUGCUGUCCCGCCCCCAGGCCCUCCCCGAGUACUACUACGACCGAUCCGGGUCCUCCGCGUCCUUCGCCAAGAUGUGA